AUGCGGAUGCCAGUAUGCGGAUUCUGCACUGGGGCACACAGUCUGCCUCAAUGCACCAAUUUUCAAGUGCUGACGCCAAAAAUGCGUCACCACUACGUGCAGAACCGCAUGGCCUGUGCGCUAUGCCUCGCAUUUUCUCAUACGGUAUCACAAUGUCAGAGACCCCAGGUAUGCCAUCGGUGUAGGGGGAAGCAUCAUACCCUCCUGCACUAUGAUGAACUGCGGAAACAAAAUAAUCCGAGGCCGCAGGCGCAAAGUGCAUACGGCCAACGUGACGAGAGCGAUUACAACGCUCAUCCACGAAGUACGGCCGUAUCGAAGCCGAAAGGAAAACCUUCGACUUCGAAGGCCUACAAGAAAUCGGCCUCGACAUCACACUGUACCGCGCUCGGUACAGGCGCACCGAGGACCGUGCUGCUAGCCACGGCACGAGUACGCGUGUUCGGAGAGAACGGUGCAUCGCGAAUCGCGCGAGCACUGUUAGACCAAGGAUCGGAGACGUCAUUCGUCUCCGCAGGUCUGGCAAACGACCUCCGAUUGAAACGCGUGCGUACCCCAGCCACGGUAUCGGGCUUGGGGGGCGGCCAGACGCAGCAAAUAAAAUAUAGCGUCGGUUUAAACCUCGGCUCGAUAAACGAGUCGAAACCGAUAUGUGUCGCUCAAGCGUACGUCGUGCCGAAAAUCACGACCUACCGCAACACGUUGGCGAACGCGCGUGUUUACAGUGCGUUCCGAGGUUUACCGUUAGCCGAUCCAGAAGCCAGGGCCGAUCCUACGAUCGAAAUUCUGGUCGGAGCGGAUUUAUAUGCUCAGGUGAUUCGUUCGGGCUUCCGACGAGGGGCGAAUGAUGGUCCGAUCGCCCAAGAAACGGCGUUUGGCUGGGUUAUAUCCGGCCCUAUACACGUUGAAGGCGACGGCCGGAAUACGGUAAGAACGCUGCAUUGCACCGUUCUCGAAUCGCUGGAUUACGCAAUUCGACGAUUCUGGGAAACCGAAGAAAUCCCCACGACCUCGGUGCGGUCCAAGGCGGAAAAAGAGUGCGAAGCACUCUUCCGAAGAACCGUCGAACGGGACAAAACCGGACGGUUUAUAGUCCGAUUGCCCUUGAAUCACCCGAGACCGGACGAAGCGUUAGGACACUCGUUCCACAUAGCGCUGUCCGCUCUCGCGAGGAUGAGGCGUAAACUGGAGGCGGAUACGACCCUCGACAGAGAAUACUCUGAGUUCCUCGCGGAGUACGAGUCCUUAGGUCACAUGACUCGGCUUGAGCCGAUUGACCAGUAUCGACUGUACAUUCCGCAUCGAGCGGUCGUACGCACGGAAAGUGCGACGACCAAACUGCGAGUUGUGUUCAAUGCAACCAGCAGAACGGUCAGAGGGCGAUCCCUAAACGACGUCCUGCAUGUCGGACCAAAAUUACAGAACGAUAUCACCUCGGUUUUAACGAGGUGGCGUCUGUAUGAGUACGUUCUGGUGGCAGAUAUCGAGAAGAUGUUUCGGCAAAUCCUCGUCGCCCCACAGGACCGUCGUUUCCAAUGCAUCGUAUGGCGCGCGUCAAACGACGAAAAGCUCAAAGCUUUCGAAUUGAAUACCGUAACAUACGGUACGGCGUGCGCCCCAUAUUUAGCGAUGCGUACCCUCCUCGAAUUAAAGGAGCAGGAUGGAGAGAGGUAUCCUCUCGCCGCUCCGAUCCUCGAGAGGUACAUAUACGUCGACGACGUAUUUAUGGGAGCGUCCAACAAAACCCUGCUAGAGAAAAUUCGCAAGCAAGUCUGCGAUCUCCUGCAGGGCGGUGGGUUCAAGUUGAGGAAAUGGGCUGGAAACUCCGCGAAAUUAUUGCGAAACAUCCCCCAAGGUGCUCACUCCCACGCCGUAGACCUCACUCUGUUCGACGAUUCCGAACUAAAAGUGCUUGGUCUACGAUGGAUCCCAUCCGGAGACUACUUCCAUUUCGAUCUGCAACGGUUUCAACCGUCUGCGUUACCGAUGACAAAAAGAAAUUUGUUCUCGGAGAUCGCGAAGCUCUUCGAUCCCCUCGGCUGGUUAUCACCAGUCGUAAUCCGUGCAAAAAUUCUGAUGCAGUCCCAAUGGCUGGAGAAAAUCCAGUGGGACGACCAAAUUUCCACGGACACGCAAAAAACGUGGAACACGUUUUGCAGGGAUUGGAGCAGUCUCAAAGAACUAAAAUUCCCGAGAUGGAUCCAAUACGGAGCCGACGCAGUUACUGUGGAACUACACGGAUUCUGCGAUGCAUCACUCGCUGCCUAUUCGGCCGUCACUUACUUACGGGUGACGACGAAAAAUAAUGACGUGUUUACGACAUUAAUCAUGGCAAAGACACGAGUGGCUCCGAUAAAAACACAGUCUAUCCCCGUCCUGGAAUUGAAUGGGGCUGUGUUACUUUCCGAGCUCAUAGUGCACGUGAAACGGUCAUUCCCCAUAGAAAUGAGCCGCAUAAUCUGCUGGACAGAUUCCACGAUUGCACUCGCUUGGUUGAAAAAGCAUGCGUCGACAUGGAAGGUUGUGAUAGCCAACCGUGUGUCAAAAAUUCAGACCAUGCUCCCAAAAGCUGAAUGGCGGCACGUUCCCACGCGCUUCAACCCAGCGGAUCUGAAUUCGCGAGGUGUAGACGCCGCAGAACUCAUUCAGUCCGAAUUAUGGAUUUCCGGGCCGAAAUGGCUUCGACAAUCAGAGGAAAAUUGGCCGAAAUCGCCAGCCUCGCUCGAGACCGAGGAGGCGUACGCAUUUCGCAGAAGAGUACCGGUGCUUGAAAAAGCGCAAGGGAAUCCCUGCGACAUCGCCCACGCAACACGAGCGGCGGGAUUACGCCCGCAGGAGGCGGAACCGGGGGCCCGCUCGACCCGUAACGGUCAGCCGCCCCCGAAACCGGAACCACCAGGCCCCACAGCCGCACCAACGACCACGUCGCCGGGAACCGGAUUCGGCCCUCGGGGAGGUCCUCCUGACCACCCUCCGGUUGCUGGAGGACGAAAGGGCCCAGGCACGCCGCUGAUUAAGAACGUGGUGAAGAAGGUGCAGUGCGAGAACGGAUUGGGGUCCGAUCCGGUAACGCCAAUACUUCCGCUACACGUUUUAACUGGAGUUAAAAAGAGUCGGAAACGCAAAGAAGUGCAGUACAUAAACGGAUUGGGAUACCAUCCGGUACCAACGACACUUCCGUUUAUAAAGAGGAAUCUCGUGGGUUAUAUCCGAAAGUUUCUAGUUCAGCUGUGGGAAAAGCCCACCUAA
Molecule: messenger RNA, 3249 nt
Organism: Colletes gigas
Lineage: Eukaryota; Metazoa; Arthropoda; Insecta; Hymenoptera; Colletidae
Exons: 3
Coding region: 1-3249 (1082 amino acids)
Source: RefSeq, a predicted model, not a curated record